Messenger RNA from Mytilus trossulus (common blue mussel), 5266 nucleotides. RefSeq names its product palmitoyltransferase ZDHHC14-like. Gene Ontology annotation, biological process: peptidyl-L-cysteine S-palmitoylation; protein targeting to membrane. The coding region runs from base 193 to 1587 and encodes 464 amino acids. The record is from RefSeq and is a predicted model, not a curated record. The transcript is spliced from 11 exons. Gene Ontology annotation, cellular component: endoplasmic reticulum; Golgi apparatus. Gene Ontology annotation, molecular function: protein-cysteine S-palmitoyltransferase activity. NCBI's taxonomy places the organism in Eukaryota, Metazoa, Mollusca, Bivalvia, Mytilida, Mytilidae.
AUACGCAUGCGUGAAGUAAUUAUGUUCAUCAACAAAUAGCUGGUUUCCUGUGUUACUACCGAAAAUGUGAAAAUUCUUAACAAAAACACAAUGUUUUGAUGGAAAAAAUACAACAUUCUUUAACAUAUUAUGAAAGAGAUAUUUGUACGAUUAUGACGUGGGCAAAAAUGAUUCUAAAUUUUCAUUAUACAAAUGAAUCAACCGUACAUAGCAGUUUCAACUGAUUCGCCCUCAGUCGCACUGGAUAAUAAAUCGAUCAAAAUGACCAAAAAGACACGUAAAUGGGAAGUGUUCCCUGGAAAAAAUAAAUUCUGCUGUAAUGGCAGAAUAAUGAUGGCCAGACAGACGGGAAUAUUUUAUUUUACUUGUACUCUUAUUGUUGUUACUUGUGGACUCUUCUUCGGAUUUGAUUGUCCAUAUUUAGCUGUUCAUGUCACUGCCGCAAUUCCAGUGGUUGGAGGGGCAUUGUUUAUCUUUGUCAUGGCAACUCUAUUCAGAACUAGUUUUAGUGACCCAGGUGUUAUCCCAAGAGCCUCACCAGAUGAAGCAGCUGAUAUUGAAAAGAAAAUAGAGGUUCCAAAUACAACAUCACCAGGAACAUACAGACCUCCACCAAGAACAAAGGAAGUUAUAAUUAAAGGACAAGUGGUUAAACUUAAGUACUGUUUUACAUGCAAGAUAUUUAGACCACCAAGAGCAUCACACUGCAGUUUUUGUGAUAAUUGUGUUGAAAGAUUUGACCACCAUUGUCCAUGGGUUGGAAAUUGUGUUGGGAGAAGAAACUACAGAUAUUUUUAUUUAUUUAUCCUGUCAUUGUCCAUUUUGUGCAUCUAUAUAUUUGCUUGUGUUUUAACUCAUUUGAUAUUACGGUCAAAAGAUGACAAUUUCCUGCAUGCCAUGCGUGAUUCACCAGCAAGCAUUGUUGAAGCAAUCAUCUGUUUCUUCUCUGUCUGGUCAAUCAUUGGUCUAGCUGGUUUCCAUACCUACCUGGCUUCUUCAGAACAAACAACCAAUGAGGACAUUAAAGGAUCUUAUUCAGCAAAAAGGGGCCAAGAAAAUUUUAAUCCAUUUAGUCAAGGAUCUAUAUUGAGAAAUUGCUUAGUAGUUUUAUGUGGACCAACACCACCUAGUUUGAUAGAUAGACGAGGUUUUGUAGUCCCAGAAUGUAGUCCCAUACAUGAUGGCAUGCUGGCAUCAUCUGGUAAAGAGUCAAAUGCAGUGAAGAUCCGACAUGAAAACUAUGGAUCUACAACUCAUUAUAAGAACUCAAGUAAUAUAGGAACAAAUACAGCUGGGGACCCAGUAGUUGUUUCUAAUGGCAACCUUCCUGUUACCAAGCAUGAUAUGAUAACUUAUCAAACUACUGAUGGCACAGUAAACAACCAUCUACCUACAGUGAACGGAGGGAAAAAAUCAUUGUGGAAUAUGACAUUGACCCAGUUAAACUACCCAGAUCAACCACCAGUUGUUUUCCAUGACACUCCACUAGUCAACUUUCCAUUAGCAGAAGCUGAAGUAGGACCAUACAUGAGGGACAAUACUAAUGCUGUUUCUCGUGGAUGUAGUACAGAACUGUCACCAUUAUAGUACUUACUCAAAACCAACUUUUUAUUACUGUAAAUGAAUUGAAGAUGAAGCUCCAUUUUAAGCACUUUGUUAUUAAGUCAUUUAUAUUUCAUGUUUUCUUUUCAUACAUAAUAUUGUUUGUACUUUAUCACUUAGAGUCUUUAUCUUAAUGUUGUUAGCUACUACAGUGGACUGAUCAAUGGACCUCAGAAACUAUUUCCCUGCAAUAUGUUACUUUUUUUUUCAAUUUUAGUACAUCAUCAAUAUAUUAAGGCCAUUUGAGUUGUCAGAAAUAUUUAUUCCACCAUCAUGAAAUAUAUUAUCUGUGUUUUUUUUCUAAUCAAAACUUAUUGUGUUACAUUGUUUCUAGCUUUUGUAUGAUUUAAGAUUGUGCUUUAUUUGCUCAGAUUAAUGGUGAAAAUUACUUUGGUCAGGACAUUUUUUCUCCUUCACAAAUUAGAUUUUUUUUUUACCUGUUUAUCAACGUUUAUUUUAUUUUUGUUUAUUCAAUUCAAAUAGUCCCUAAUUUUGUUUAUCAAUCUUCAUUAGUGUAAUCCUCAGCAUAAUAAUAAAUAAAAUAAGGCAGUAUGGUGACCUAUGAGUUGCUUACUUCUACAACAUUUGAUCUAUGAUAGAGAGUUGUCUCAUUGGCAAUCAUACCACACAUGAUUUAUUUUAUUGUAUUGUAGAUAGAAAGAUUCAAUAAUUAGCAGUCAUUAUUAAAAUUUAUAGAAAAUAAUGCAUCCCAAUAUUACCCUAUCAGCAUUUUCAAUUUGUGUUAAAUGACAAUUUUAUGAAAAGGAUUGAUCAAAAUAACCUGGCUGCUCAUGAGAUGAAAAGUGUAAGUUUUGUGAUCUCAUUCCAAAAUAAGUUGCUGAAUUUGUAGACAUUAAGAUAGAAUUACAAUGAUUGAUUGUUUGUGUUUAACACCCCUUUUAACACUUUUGUUUGGCUUUGUAGUAGUAUUCAGUAUUUAACUGUGAAGAAACUAGAGUGCUUGUAGAAUAAAAAUGAAAUGACCAAAGUGAUUUUGUACCAAGUAUUAACAGUGUGCGAGUGUUCAGUUUCAUUUGUGCCAACGAUUUUGUAUAUGCGGUAUUUGAUAUCCAGACUAUUUUUUUAUGAAACUGAGUAGUUAAAUAAUUUGUUUUUUUAUAAUAUUUUGACAAAGGGUGCCUAUUUUCUGUCACUUGAUUUGCUUAAGCUUGCAUGACAAACAGCUAUUUUUAUAUUGUUGUAGGUUCAUUCUACCUCUCACUGGGGGUAAUGCUAUCCCUUUGUCAGCAUGGAACUUUAGUAUGUGCAUAUAUCUUAUAGAGAAUUAACUUAAUUUUAUAAGUAAUAACUGUGAUAAAGGUGUAUAUUCUUUAAAAAUUAAUCUAGCAUUGCUGUAGAAUGUAUGUUUAUUAAUAGUAAAUCAGAGUCAGUCAUUUGUACAGCCAUCAAAUUUUGACCAAAAUAUUUUGCAUAGGAAAAACGUUUGUAACAGCAGAUAAAGUUUUUCAGUUUCUUUGAAAGCAAACAUAAUUUUUGCCAUUUAAUAUGAAAGAAAGAGAUGUAUAGAUUUAAUUGCAUUAUAUAAUACAUCUCUCAGUAAAAAAAUGAACGAAUUCUAUACUAGAAACAAAACCAUUAUUGUGAAAUGUGUAGAUGUAUGAUAUAAACUUGCUUCCAUUGGUGUGUACAUAGAUUAGUCAUCCAUUGUAUUUAUCAUUGCUUAGUUUGAACAUCUUGAUUAGUUAACAAGACCUGUUGCUUAAUGUUCGUUAUUGUAAAGUUGAAAUUGUACACAAAAAAUUUAUCUGAAAUAAGACAUUUGUAUUUUGAAAAAUUAAUUGUUAGCUUUGGUAUCUACGUUUAAUAGGUAGUGUUACAUGCAAAUAUCAAUCCGUGAAUGUCCUCAGGUUAAAAAAAUAUUGUGAACAUCUUUUGGACCAGUGAGACUACAUAUUCCAAUCCUUUGAAGAAGUAUCAAGUGUAUAGAUAUAACUGAUGUCUGUAGUAAGGUUGUCUGUAAAUCAUUAUAUAUAUAAAUCAUCUAUUCUGUGUAUGGUAUACAUUCCAUAUCACAAGCUUUAAACUAUAUUUAUUUCAUUGUUUGACUUUGUCAUAAUUUAUAAACCAAUCAUAUUUAUUGUGAGUAGAUAUAAUAUUUGUUGUAUAUCAACAGUAAAUUGCCAGGGACACAACUUUUUCUCCAAAAUUGAGAUCUAUGCUAAUUAUAAUUACAAGAAAAUUUAAACAGAUUUAAUCUGAUAUCUUUAUUGAAAUAAAUGAAUUCAUGGGACGACGGGAAUAAUAGUUUUUAGUCUCUGUAUUAUAAACACCAAUUACAAGCUAGAUAUCUCAUGAUUUACAAUACAGGGCUUUCAGUGCCAUUCAUCUGCCCUGAUAAUGUCAUACAACAGCUAUAUGUCUCAAAUCAGGAGGUAAUUAUUAAAAUAGAACGGAUGUCAAUGACUUUAUUAAAAUUGAAACAUUUUAUUAAUUGAGAAGAAAGAUAUGUGUGCAUUAUAUUUUGCUUUUUGUAUGCAUUUCAUAUAAAAUUCUUCACAUUUUAUUUGAUGUCAAAAUAAUGCAAUUCAAUGAGAAAAUAUUUAAUACAAAUUCAGUUCAUGAAAAUAUCUUUAUUUUGUCAUUGUAUUUCUACAUAUACCAUGAUAUACCAUGGAAAUGAUUCUAGACUCAGUUUUGUUUUUAAUAUCAAUUGAAAACAUAAUAAUUUUUCAUUUGACUUAUUUUUGAAGUUAUUAUAUUUGUUUAUGAUAUUGAUUAUAGUUUUUGAAGUUAAUGAGAUAAGGUUACAACAUCUGAAGUUCCGGGUAUUGGGUCACAUUUUUUUCUUAUACAGCAUCACAUUCAAAGGUUUAGGAUUAAUUUGUCUUCCAAGCAACACAUUUGAUCAUGUCUACUAUUAAGGAUUUUCCUUAUAAAGGCUUUGAAAUACUUGGAUAAAUAUAGGUCUUUUAAAAAAAUAUACCUCACAUAAUUUUAUCAAUUUGGCUGUGUCUAUAAUGUUUGUUUUAACUUAAUUUGAAAGUUCCUGGUUAAACUAUUCACUAUGUGUCCUGCUUCUUGAAUACAGUUAUAAAGUCUUCAUAUUUGUUUAAGCAGUAUUGGAAAAUGUAUGAAAAAAAUGUAUAAUAGACUUAAAAUAAAUGUUAGUAUGCAUAUAGUGCAAUAUAAAUUUUAAUCCGGAAUUGGAGCACAAUAUUCAAACUAUAUGUAGAAUUCAACAGGGUAUCCUUAUUUGCUUACAGAUGUUCAUUUCCUCCAAAAGAAAACUACUUUAAACAAAAUCAUGAUGGUCCAUAUAAAAUUGUUGACAAUUUUCCACUUACACAAGUUUUGGCUUUAGAAACUUUUUUGAAAAAUAACAACUUGUAUGUAAAUUCUUUGUUGAAGGUUGUAUUAGCAAAGAAUUUGUGUAUUCUCUGUAUAACAGCCACCUGUGUGGUUUGUUUAAACAAACAAACAACAAUAUAUAUUACAUUUUAAGUUGCUAAAGACGGUUUUGUUGCAUGAAUGUUCAUUUGGAACAUACAGUUUUCAGUUAUUAAAUGAAUAUUAUGGAUGUUAAAAAUUGUUCAUGGUUUGUUUUUAUAAUUAUGAUAAUUAAUAUAUUGUGAUAUGUGAUAAGCACUUUCAUGGCUUACAGUGAUUAAUUUUAGCUGUACCAUAAUAAAGACAUCAAUUUCUA